AUGAAGCUUUCUCUAGUCGUUGCCUGUGCACUGGCAAGCGUUGCCAUCGCUGCCCCUAUUACUGGCGAAAAGAGGGCACCGUCAUACCCCGAGCUUGCCUUGAAUCCAACUCAGGUCACUAGCGCCGAAGGGGUCGACCUAGUUGCUCCACGAAUUGGUGCGUACUCCAUUAAUUAUCUAGAGAGCAGCUGGUAG
Trichophyton rubrum CBS 118892 is the source of this 195-nucleotide messenger RNA. RefSeq lists its product as uncharacterized. Lineage: Eukaryota; Fungi; Ascomycota; Eurotiomycetes; Onygenales; Arthrodermataceae. The record is from RefSeq and is a predicted model, not a curated record. Bases 1 to 195 code for a protein of 64 amino acids. The transcript has 2 exons.